Molecule: messenger RNA, 1920 nt
Organism: Paecilomyces variotii
Lineage: Eukaryota; Fungi; Ascomycota; Eurotiomycetes; Eurotiales; Thermoascaceae
Product: siderochrome-iron transporter MirC
Exons: 3
Coding region: 1-1920 (639 amino acids)
Biological process (GO): siderophore transmembrane transport
Molecular function (GO): siderophore-iron transmembrane transporter activity
Source: RefSeq, a predicted model, not a curated record
AUGAGCUACCUGAACGUCAAUUCCGGUCCAUCUUACGGCGCACUUGAUACAGACGAGCAGAUCAUGGAUCGCGAAGAUCAGAGGCUGCUCUAUGGUGCCUUUGCGGACGGGGAGCAGGAAGACCGUCACUAUGACACGGAUGAUGACUUGACGUCCGAGAGUGAGGUGCAGGAAGGUGUUCGAAAGAUAGAGGCGAUCAGCCGAACGUGGACGCAGCGGGCCUUGGUUGUAGCAUAUCUCAGUAUAUUCCUCAUGGCAUUCUGUACUUCCCUGGAAGGACAGACCGUCUCCUCACUGUCCGCUUACGCCACCAGUUCGUUCAGCAAACAUUCUUUGAUCUCAACCGUACUCGUCGUUCAGAACGUGGUGAAUGCUGUCAUCAAGCCCCCCAUGGCCAAGGUGGCGGACGUCUUCGGCCGUUUCGAAGCGUUCUGUGUCAGUAUCAUCAUCUAUAUACUUGGCUACAUCCAGAUGGCCGCCUCCACGAACGUGCAGACCUACGCGUCUGCUCAGAUCUUCUACUCAGCCGGUUCGACCGGUCUGCAGAUCCUCCAGCAGGUCUUCAUCGCUGAUAGCAGUGACCUGCUCAAUCGAGCCAUGUUCGCCCUUCUCCCGGAGCUGCCGUUCCUGGGAACCGUCUGGAUAGGCCCCAUGAUUGCCGAUGCUGUGCUCAGACAUAGUUCCUGGCGAUGGGGUUACGGGAUGUGGGCGAUCAUACUUCCUGCUGCUUUCCUGCCACUGGGCCUGACCUUGUUGCUCAACCAGAGAAAGGCAAGGAGGCUCAAUCUGAUCAAACCAAGGGCAUGGAAAGGAACGGGGUGGGUUGACGCCUUGCGGAAUACCUGGUACGACUUGGACAUGUUCGGGUUGAUACUACUGUCUUCUGCAGUCGCUCUGAUUCUGAUCCCCCUCACUUUGGCGGCUAACGCGAAAGACGGGUGGAAGAACAACAACAUCAUCGCGAUGAUUGUUGUGGGCCUUUUCUGUCUCAUCCUCCUGCCCGGAUGGGAGACUUCCAAGAAAUUGGCCCCUAAGCCCCUUCUGUCGCUACACCUUCUCAAGCAGCGGACCGUACUUGCAGGAUGUGCGCUCGCCUUCUUCUACUUCAUGGCCUUCUACUUCUCCGUCCAGCCUUAUCUCUACUCAUACCUGCAAGUCGUGCAGAAUUUCGAUGUGUCUAGCGCAGGGCGCGUGACGCAGACUUUCGCCUUUACAUCAACCAUUGCAGCAUUCUGCGCCUCCAUCCUUAUCAAGUAUACCCGGCGCUACCGCCCCUAUGUCACGGCAGGCUGUGUCAUAUACAUUGGCGGCCUGCUGUCGAUGCUGCUCUACCGCACAGAGGGCAGCUCCCCGGCACAGAUUCUCGCAACGCAGAUCAUCGUGGGAACCGGUGGUGGAUUGCUGAAUGUUCCUGUCCAGCUUGGAGUGCAAGCAUCUGCUAACCAUCAAGAAGUAGCGGCGGCUACCGCCAUGUUCUUGACAUCUCUAGAGAUGGGCGGUGCUGUAGGCGCGGCCAUUUCUGGGGCCGUCUGGACACACUCCAUCCCUAAAAAACUGCGGCUGUAUCUGCCACCCGAAAGUCAGAAGGAUGCUGCAGAGAUCUAUGGCAAAUUAACUAAAGCGCUUUCCUAUCCAAUGGGAUCCCCGACCCGGCUUGCCAUCAACAGAGCCUACCAGGAGACGAUGAAUAGUCUGCUUGGGUUGGCGAUCCUUGCUGUCAUCCCAUUGAUACCGCUGAGUCUCCUGAUGAAGAACUACAACCUGGACAAGGUGAGCAACAGUACGGCAGCCUUUACUCGUCAUAACCCGCUAAUUGAAGAAGCUGAGUCAAGGGAUGAAGGGAAAAGUAAUCGGUCAUCUUCACGAACACGAACGCGAACGCGAAUCGACUCUGAUCGACGACACUUCCACGCUGAAUGA